CGAGGAGCGAGCACGAAGAUGCCAUUGACCGGUGAAGUAGUCGCGCUCUCGGGCAAGUUCGAGACGAUGACCCGGGCCGAGGCCACCAAGCGUAUCCAGGCCGCGGGCGGGUCGGUCUCGUCCUCGGUGACCAAGGCGACGACGCUCCUCGUGACGACCGCGGGCGACGAGAGCAAGAAGUACAAGGACGCGGUCGCUGCCGGAAUCAAGAUCUGUAUGGAAGAUGCUCUUGUCCAGGCGCUGGACGGAAAGGCGGCCUCGGCAUUGGAGGGCCAGGUCGUCGCGCUCUCGGGGAAGCUCGCGACCAUGACCCGGGCGGACGCGACUGCGCAAAUCGUCGAGGCCGGCGGAACCGUGUCGUCGACGGUCACGAAGAAGACGUCGAUCCUCGUUGCAGCGGACGGUACCGAAGGCAAGAAGACACAGACCGCGGCUGCGCAAGGGGUAGUCAUCUGGACCGAAGCGCAGCUCGUGGCUGCGCUCUCGGGCGCCGCGCCCGCGUCGGUGGUCGUGAAGGACGAGUUUGAAGAAAAGCCAGCGGCCAAGAAGAAGCGCGCGGCCAAGGACGAAGCUGCUCCGCCCGCAAAGAAGCCUAAAGCGGAAGAGGUCAAGCCUGAGGCCGUCAAGGGUGAGACGAGCGAUCCCCCGCCGGCCUUGGGCGAACGUCGCGGGGCGCGUCGGCCCGACAAGCACUUGUCAACGCGCGAAAAGUUUGAGAUUUUCGACGACUACUCGACGGACCUCAUGCAGACCAACAUUGGCCACAACAACAACAAGUUUUACAUCAUCCAGCUGCUCCAAGCGACGGCCGACUCGACCUUCCACGUCUUUACGCGCUGGGGCCGCCUCGGCGAGGCCGGCCAGCAAAACCUCAAGGGCUUUGGGCGCGACGUCGACAAGGCGAUUGCGCUCUUUGAGAAGAAGUUCCGCGACAAGACCAAGAACGACUGGCACCAGCGCCAUGCGUUUGUCAAGUACGACCUGCAGUACCAACUCGUCGAGCUCGACGCGUCCGAGACGGGCGACGGUGGCGGCGACUCGGAUGCGGCCAUGGGCAAGCUGUCGGCGGCACAGAUUGAGAAGGGCCAGGCGGUCCUUGCCCAGCUCAAGACGUCGUUGACGGGAAAGCCAUCGUCUGCGCUCAUUACGCAGCUCUCGGGGCAGUACUACUCGCUGGUUCCGACGUUGUCGGGCCGGCAACGACCGCCACCGCUCAACACGCUCGCGCUCGUCGAAGAAAAGGAAGCGCUCCUUGACUUUUGGCUGCGCAUGGGCUUUGAUGACAUGGAAGAGCAGACGCACUUGGCGCCGAUUGAAGGGCUUAUGGACUUACCGAAGCCCGAGAACCUCGGGAUUGCGGCCGCCGGUAUUUGUCACGCGAGCGCCGUCAAGCAGUGCCAAAGCCGGGGCCAACAGCUCGUGGUAUCGAACGCUGGUGCGCCGGUCAAGCCCAUGGACAAGGACCUCUAUGGCUCGAUCGUGCUGUACACGGGCAACUGGAUCUACGCGGAGCUCAACAAUGCCCUCCGAUCGGAGAACCGGGCAGCGGUCAAGCGCUAUUUCAAGUAUCUGCGCCUCUUUAUGGAGGCCAUGAACUACAUGCCCAAGAAGUCGCAAGUGCUCUGGCGUGGGAUCAGCGUCGACCUUUUCGACCAAUACGAGGAAGGCAAGGUCAUUACGUGGUGGGGCGUCAGCAGCACGACGUCGGACGAGAACGUGGCCCGUGGCUUCAUGAACAGUUGCGGUGGCAGCUGCACGCUCCUGAGCGUCCGGUGCACGACGGCGAUGGACAUCUCAGUGCUCUCCAUGUACCCGAACGAAAAGGAGUGCCUCCUCGCGCCCGGCACGCAGUUCAAGGUCCUCAAACGGGCGCGCAAAGGACGUAUCGCAGAGAUUGAAAUCGAAGAAGUCGGCCGCUGCAUCUAAUAGUGUGGACUGUGUACCUAAUAUACAUGGAUUUGUUGUCGAA
Molecule: messenger RNA, 1969 nt
Organism: Saprolegnia diclina VS20
Lineage: Eukaryota; Oomycota; Saprolegniomycetes; Saprolegniales; Saprolegniaceae
Exons: 6
Coding region: 19-1926 (635 amino acids)
Molecular function (GO): NAD+-protein-arginine ADP-ribosyltransferase activity; NAD+ poly-ADP-ribosyltransferase activity
Source: RefSeq, a predicted model, not a curated record